Molecule: messenger RNA, 1519 nt
Organism: Apis florea (little honeybee)
Lineage: Eukaryota; Metazoa; Arthropoda; Insecta; Hymenoptera; Apidae
Product: porphobilinogen deaminase-like protein l(3)02640
Biological process (GO): heme biosynthetic process
Cellular component (GO): cytoplasm
Molecular function (GO): hydroxymethylbilane synthase activity
Source: RefSeq, a predicted model, not a curated record
ACUCAUUGUCUGUUCUUCUACUCAAAUCGCAUUCUUUAGUGUUACUUUAUGAUAUAAAGAGAGUAACGUGCGUGAGGAUGUAGUUUUCUUUCUAUACUUACAUAUUAAUUAUACAUUCACGUUCUACUGCAGUGUCAGUAACUGUGAAAUAAAUCUCAAAUUUUUAUAUAAUUUUCAUAAUAAUUACAAAAUUUUUUAAAAUAUUGGAGUUAUAUGUUGUGUUUAAGAUUACUUACAAAUAGUGAAAGUUGUUCGUGUCUUUGACCUAAUUCAAUUUUUUAUGUCUCUUGGACAUAAUAUUUAUUACAUUCCAAAAUAAGAUAGAAAUUUAUAAUAAUUAUUGAUUAAUAAUAAUUAUUAUUGAUAAUAUUGUAUAAUUAAUAAUUAAUAAUAUAAAAAAAGAAAUAAUUUAAAUUGCGAUAAUGACGAGUAUGGAUACACGUGACGUAAUCCGAGUUGGAUCUCGAAAAAGCGAGUUGGCUCUGAAGCAAACAAAAUAUGUAAUAGAAUGUUUAAAAGAAUAUCAUCCAACAAAAGAAUUUCAAAUAAUUACAAUGUCUACCAAAGGAGAUAAAAUUUUAGAUAAAUCUUUACCCAAAAUUGGAGAAAAAUCUCUAUUUACAGAAGAAUUAGAACUUGCCCUUGAAAGUGGACGUGUUGAUUUUGUGGUACAUUCAUUAAAAGAUUUACCUACAUCAUUACCAGAAGGAAUGGCUUUAGGUGCAAUAUUAAAGCGCGAAGAUCCACGUGAUGCAGUUGUUAUGUCUAAAAAGUAUAAAAAUAAGACAUUAUCUACUUUACCAGAAGGUAGUGUCAUUGGUACUAGUUCAUUACGUAGAUCAGCUCAAUUAGCUAGAAAUAUGCCACAUUUAAAAGUGGAAAAUAUUCGUGGUAAUUUAAAUACUAGAUUAAGAAAACUAGAUGAUGAAAAUGGACCCUUUGCAGCAAUUAUUUUAGCUGCUGCUGGUUUAAAAAGAAUGAAUUGGGAAAAUAGAAUAAAUCAACUAUUAGAACCAGAAGAAGCAUUGUAUGCUGUUGGACAAGGUGCAUUAGGAGUAGAAUGCAGAGAGACAGAUUGGAAAAUAUUGUCUCUUUUAGAACCAUUAUAUGAUGUAGAAACAACUUUAAGAUGUGUAUGUGAACGUUCAUUUCUGAAAACAUUAGGUGGAGGAUGUUCAGCACCAGUUGCUGUUUCUUCAACCUUAAAAAACAAAAUUCUUACUAUUACUGGUGCUGUAUGGUCUUUAGAUGGACAAAAAUUUAUCAAAGAUACUUCUAAAAGUAAAUUGUACAUACCUGAUGAUGAUGGAGAACCUCCGAAGAAAUGUCCGUAUCGAGAACCGCAACUUUACUGUAGUGUCGCACCUGGCAAAGUAAGCAAUUUAAGUCUUUUGGGUGCUGAACAACUCGGUAAAGAUCUUGGAAAAAAUCUUAUAGAAAAAAAUGCUUUAGAUGUUAUGGCAGAAGCAAGAAAUGAAAUUUUGAACUCCAAAUAACAUUAAUAAUAGUUAUGAAAAAA